Salmo salar (Atlantic salmon) is the source of this 6717-nucleotide messenger RNA. Its product is annotated as AP2-associated protein kinase 1. NCBI's taxonomy places the organism in Eukaryota, Metazoa, Chordata, Actinopteri, Salmoniformes, Salmonidae. Gene Ontology annotation, biological process: protein phosphorylation. The record is from RefSeq and is a predicted model, not a curated record. Gene Ontology annotation, molecular function: protein kinase activity; ATP binding.
GUAGGCAGCUUCUGAUAUGUUGGUGUUGUCGUAGUAGCCGAAGCUUGUAUUCGCCUAUCUUGCGUACAUCUAACAUAUACUAACUGACUAGCUAGCAAUAUGUUAUCUAUAUUUUCUAAGGGAGCUAUCAAACCAAACUGAGGUCGAAAGUAGCUACAAUUGGUACAUUUCGGAAUUACCAUUUCCUGUCAUUUUGAUAGGCAUUUCCUGUUGCGAAAUAGCUAGGUAGCGGUUCGUGGCAGUAAGCUAGCUGACGUUGGCUAAUUGGUAGCCUAGCUGGCUAGCUAGCUAGAUGAUGAAUUGUAGCAGACUUGGAAAUAAUCAUUCUUUGCUGAACGACAUUAAAUAUGGAAGGAUCGUGUAAUAUUGGCACGUUUUACAUGGGAUAUAUUACAACGGACAUAAUUUUUACAGGAUAACCUUAGCUACAUGAAAUGUCAUAACGUUAAGCUAGCCGCGGAGAUGGAGGGACCCACAACCCCCUGAAUAGCUGCACUGAUGGAGAAAUGUCCUCCUCCAAGAUGAGCAAGUCGAAUACUGCGCAAGGUUUAGCGGAAAUAUAUUAGCAUCUAUCUUAGCUAUAUUAGUCUGUCAAGCAAAUGGGAGACUGGUUAUUCGGAGUUAACUCAUAAUUGACAGCUAACGUUAGCUGCUGGUGAAGAAAUCACUGCUGUUUUUGGCAUCUGCACACAACAAAACUGGUUUUGUCAGACAAACCUUAGGCCUUGUCCAGAAAACAAAGUUAAUUUGUGAAACUGACAUCGCUGGAAAUAAGGACAUUUGAGCUUUCUGCGUCGUCAUUUGAGCAUUCUGCGUCGUUUUGAUUGAAGUGAGGAUAAUAGUUCCUCAUCAUCUGACUGAUAGUUAUCAUGAGGAAGUUCUUUGAUUCAUCUCGUCGGGAGUUGGUCAGUUCUGGACCUGGUUCUGGAGGAGGUAGCAGUGGAUCCAGCCAUGUAGGUGGCAAUUUAAUUGGACGUUCAUGUACUAUAGGUCGACACCAAGUCACUAUUGAAGAAACAGUGGCCGAAGGGGGGUUUGCCAUCGUGUUCCUGGUACGAACCAGCCAAGGACUCCGCUGUGCCCUCAAGAGGAUGUAUGUCAACAAUGAGCACGACCUGCAGGUGUGCAAGCGAGAGAUCCAGAUCAUGAAGGACCUGGUCGGCCAUAAGAACAUCGUUGGCUAUCUGGACUCUAGUAUCACCACUUGUGGAGGAGGAGAUGUGUGGGAAGUGCUCAUCCUCAUGGACUACUGUAAAGGGGGCCAGGUGGUGAACCUGAUGAACCAGCGUCUGCAGACAGGCUUCACAGAGGCAGAGGUGCUGCAGAUCUUCUGUGACACAUGUGACGCCGUGUCUCGACUGCACCAGGGCAAGACGCCCAUCAUCCACAGGGACCUCAAGGUGGAGAACAUCCUGUUACAUGAUAAAGGCCACUAUGUGCUCUGUGACUUUGGCAGUGCUACCAAUAAGUUCCAGAACCCACAGAUUGAAGGAGUGCCAAUAGUCGAUGACGAAAUAAAAAAGUACACCACUCUGUCAUAUCGUGCCCCUGAGAUGGUAAACCUUUACAACAGCAAGAUUAUCACUACUAAAGCUGACAUAUGGGCGAUGGGCUGUUUGCUGUAUAAGCUGUGCUACUUCACUCUACCGUUCGGGGAGAGUCAGGUGGCCAUCUGUGAUGCCAGCUUCACCAUUCCUGACAAUUCCCGCUACUCCUACAACCUGCACUGCCUCAUCCGGUACAUGCUGGAGCCCGACCCUGACAAAAGGCCUGACAUCUACCAGGUGUCCUACUUUGCUUUUAAAUUGGCUCGUCGGGAUUGCCCUGUUCAGAAUGUGAAGAACUCUCCAAUUCCUGCUCAACUCCCUGAGCCAAUCAAAGCCAGUGAGGCAGCUGCAGCGAAGAAGAGCCAGAGCCAGACACAGAGUAAGGCCAGGUUGACAGAUCCUGUCCCCACCACUGAGACCUCCAUCACGCCCCGGCAGAGGCCCAAAGCUGGCCAUGCCCAGCCCAGCGCUGGCAUCCUACCCAUUCAACCGGCUGCCCUCACCCCUCGGAAACGGGCCAAUCUCCCUGCCCUUCCUCUAGGAGUCAACUUAAACCUUGCCCAGCAAGCGGCAGCCCUCCAAUCACAGAAGGCACAGACCACAGCUCCGCCUCAGCCAGUGACCGGCCGUUCACAGAACCCUCCUAGUCAGGCCACACUUCAGCUGGGUGGAAAGCCCCAAGCUGGUACUCAGCAGAAGCAGCCAGGGCAACUGCAGCAGCAGCCAAUCGCGGCAGCAGGAGCAGCAGUCACCGCAGCAGGGGGAGGAGUCCCACCUGUGCAGGCCAAGACGGAGGCCCCGAGUGCCCCACUACAGGCCGUGCCUCCCUCGCUGGCCAGUCCCACCCCCCAGAAGGCCCAGGUCCCGUCUAGCCCAGCCCCACCCAAAGCCCCAGCACGUCGUAAGCAGGCCGGCCAGAGCCAGGCCCAGCAGCAGCCAACCGCUCAGCCCACUCCAGCCCAACCUCCGGCUGCACAGCAGCCUACAGCUCCGCAGCAACCAGUUCCUCUACAACCAGUUGCCCAGCAACCAGUGGCCCAGCUAGAAGUGGCCCAGCAGCCACCUGCCCAGGCCCAGUCCAUCCCUGCUAAAACCAGUCAGAACACAGCUGAGACAGAGACGACUUCUCUUCCUGCUCUGUCCAAGACUCCGCCCCGCUCUCCAAAGGCUGCAGAGCGCACCCCGAGUGACUUUACCCAGAAUUGGGUCGGUGGGCUACCUGGAAGUGACUCCACCCAGCCACUGCAAGAGGCCACAGCAGAAGAUGGCCUCAACCAGUUAAUAUCUGUUGGUACAAUUCCACCCAAUUCUACCCAGUCCCUUCAGCAGAGUAUGUGUGAACCAGCCCAGGAUGGCAACUUUGCUGCCUUUGCCCCUUCCCCUGCCUCUGCCCCUGGCCCUCCCAUCGGCUCCCUCAGUCAGCCUGCCUGGAACCCUUUUGGGGAUGAUGACUUCUCCAAUCUCAGUGCGGAGCAUCUGAUUAACAAAGACUUGGUUGACGAACAGACUGAUGACGUGUCUGCAGAGGUAGAGACGGCCCCCACAGAGGACCUGAUACCUGGCCUGCUAGAGGUCUCCUCCCCUGGGGAAACGGACCCCCAAUCUGCUGUAGAGCAAUCUGAAGACCUCCUUGGCCUGGAUACAGGAGAGUCUUUGUUGACUGUUCCGGUCCCGUUCAGCGUCCUAGCACUCUCAGACACUCCAGAGAAGCUUAUUGAGGGACUGAAGUCCCCAGAUACACACCUCCUGCUCCCUGACCUCCUGUCCAUGGCUGAUCCUUUUAGUGGAACUAUGGAGGAGGCUGUCAAUGUAGUGGGUCCAACAGAGGAGUCUCUGGUGAGUCUGGACUUUCUGAUCCCUGGUCUGGAAGCUCCUGUGUCCCAGUCUGAGACAGACUCUGCACUGCUUCCUGACCCCCUGCUUGGGGAAGACACUCUGCUGGGCUGCUCUCUCAUCUCUCCCCCCUCUGGAGCCUCCUCUCUCUCCUCUGCUCCCGCUACCACUGGCACUGGGUCUGUUCUGGAUGAGUUUGACCUGGUAUCUGCGGGUUGCACCCAGCUGCUGGCAGACUCCUCUGAUCUCCUGAUCUCAGGCUUUGAGCCUGCGCCAAGUGCAGAGACGAGCAAUGAGGAUGAGUUUGACCCCAUCCCUGUCAUGGGCUCCAAAAACUCCUCUCAAGUUUCAGGAGGCCACUCUCGCAGUAACAGUGGCAGCUCUGAGUCCAGCCUGCCCAGCCUGGCCCGCUCCCUGCUCAUGGUGGACCAGCUCAUCGACCUGUAGAGGGCGCUGGGGAGCCGGGACACUAAAUAGAGAGUGGGGGGGGGGGGUGGAGGGAUGAGGUAGAAGUAGUGACGCUCGAGAGGAGAGUAGACCCCACCAUUAAUCGUUACACCCCCGUUCCACUAUUCGUUCCCGUGACUAACGCUUGUUCCAUGUAAACUCCACCUGUGAUUCCAAACACACUGGGCCAUUGUCCUGUUCGUGUUUGUCCCAUCAUGCCUCUGGUAUUGAUUCCCAUCAUGCCUCUGGUAUUGAUUCCCAUCAUGCCUCUGGUAUUGAUUCCCAUCAUGCCCACCAUUUUUCUUCUUCUGCCCUCUCAUUUCAUGCUUUCACAGCAUUUAUAUUCUCUUGCCCUUCUGGGGUCAUCAUGGCAAACAAGGUCACGGCAUGCUGCUUCUACCUGUUGCGUUCAUGACACACUAACUUCAUCCAAGAGUUGUUCUUUCUGUAGAAUGUUUCGCCAUGUUUCAUUCCUGUCUCUGGUAUGUCUAGGAACAGUGUCCAGUCAUACGGCAUUGUGUCCUAUAAGAAACCAGAGAACUCCACUCUUGUAGUUGUUGCCUAGUUGUUAUGGUGCACAAGUAGAUGUUGUCUCCAUUCUCCACUGUUAUAUUUCACUUGGAUUAUUAUUUGUUUGCGCACAUUUGGUAACACCAAUAUCACACCAUUGAUUUAUUGUAUAUUGUAGACAAAAAAAAUAUUUCAAGGGUAUAUCUGCCAAUUUAAUGAUCUACCUUUCAGUGGCGUGUUGUCAGGGCUUGCGUUUUAGCCCUUAGCAUGAGGUAUCAUAGCCUGCAGGUGGGAUGGAUGGGAUGUCAGAUCUAAAAUUACUUGAACAGUCCACCAGCUGUUCCAGAGGUUGAGCCUUCCUUAUCUGUGGAAAUUAGCGAAUAAGUUCUUCAAAAAGCGAAUGCGUUCGCACCAACAUAAGGCUUUAAGCCUACAAUAACAGAAAUGUGGAGCUAACAUUCCCAAAAGAAGAAGCUAAGAUGUGAAAACACGAGCUUGGCUAGGGAUUCGGCUGCACGUCGACACCGUUGAUGCUUUUCCAAAGCAUUUAUUUGCUCGUUUUUCUUUUCUUGACCUCUUUAGUCUGACUACAAUGUAUACAGACAGUCCAUAUCACCCCUUUCAUUUCAGGCUGUAUGUGCCCACGCAAUCAUUCCCUUCAAACGUGCAUUCCCACAAAACGUCCAUUCCUACUUGUACAUAGGUCCUAUAUCAUAGUCAUUUAUCGGCCCUACAUACUGUAAAUGUAUGUUUACCUGCAAUACCCACGGACUCUGAUCCAGUGGUCUUUACGUUUUGGUUCCUCAAAAAGUAAUUGGUCAAGUGUGCUCUGUUCCUCAUCUGUCAUCAUAGCGUUACAUUGUGAAAAAAAAUAUAUAUAGAAAAGUUAAUUUCAUAUGUAACUAAUAUUAAAUGUGAGUAUGAAUAGUGUUAGAGAAUGAAUGUAUGAACUGAAUAUUAGUCUAUAAAUAAAAAUGGAUAAUAUAUAAAUAUAAUUCUUAAGAUGACUAUUAUAGAAGAAAUACAUGAUAUGUUUUUCCUGUUUGUGCAGCUGUGUUUGAGAAUGUGUUUCUCGCCAUAUUUGUCCCCGGAUUACUAUUGUGACAUUAGCAAAAACAUACAGUUAUGACAAUCUUAGCUUUGAUCUGUUGAGGGUUGGGUAGGAUUUCUCCAAGUAGCAUCUGUUUACUUGCCUCCACCUAAGGAGGAUUGUAUUAUAAACAAACUAGUUUGUUGUGCAAUGGGACCACUACACAGGGAACUUUACCAUGUCUUAUACUGUACCAUACUUACUCACGCUGUACGAAGGCAGAGCUACAGUCUUCACUGAAAUAGUGCUGCGACUCCAUGCUUUCUCCGCACAGAUUUUACAUGAUCAAAAAGAUGCAUAUCGAAGCAUGACCGUGUUGUUGAAUGUUCUGGUUUGUUGGUAGUGUUGUCAUUGGUGUGCGUGUGGGUGUAUGUGUGGACAUACAGUAAUGGAACUCCUAGCCAGUCUGAGUUGUUGGAUGUGAUGCGGUUGUGUUGUGUUGUUUGAACUCGCUGCAAAAACAGUGACAUCGACAGUGGUGUUGGUGUUCGUCAUAUUGAAAAGCACAGGCCAUCUUGAAUUGCGCUGAGUCACUCUGUUGCCUAUAGAGGAAGCAAGCCACUGUAUCUGAGAGUAGAGCAUCUGUGUCUUUUUGAGUGGACCACUGGAGCCAGUGAUCUGAUUUGAAUAUGGUGAACGGAACGAAAUAAUGGCUCGUCAUAUCAUGUUGUCACAACUGUAAAGUGUGUAAGAAGUGGUUGUGUAUCAGACAGAGGGGCAAGCACUACACAGGACUCCACGACCACCACAUACACACCCUGAUAGGACUGCUCGCUAUGCUGUUGGGCAUUUUAAGGAAUUACAGAUAAUUGCUCUACUGCAGUAUUCGAAAACAAGGCAUGCCAAGCGACAACACUUAUUGACAGUAUUCUGAAAUCCAAUGUUGUGUCCCAUCUAUCUCAGGCUUUUGUAGACAUGUGCAACCAAUGGAAGGCUGAAGUUCACAUCUUAGCCCCCCUCCUCACACCAUCUGCAGAUAGAUAGAUAGAUACUCAUGUGGCUAUUGACCUAUGCAAUCCUUGCUUCUUCCUGUAGACACCACUGUGCUGUUGUAAAGGUCUUGCCCUCCAGGUAGUUACAUUUGUUGUUGUAAAAAACAGAGAACCUUCAUGUUACCCUGUUGUUUUUGCAAAAAGUGAAAAAAGCUGUUGUUCUGGAUUCCUGUCCGUUUCUAUGACACCCAAUCCUGCGUCAGAGCUGUGAUUUUCUGUGUGCACAAAUCUAUUUUUGUGAGAUAAUUAAAGAAUUACAAAGAAAGGGAUGUCGAAUAAACAUAUUCAUGUGAAUGUA